Molecule: messenger RNA, 1971 nt
Organism: Apodemus sylvaticus (European woodmouse)
Lineage: Eukaryota; Metazoa; Chordata; Mammalia; Rodentia; Muridae
Product: solute carrier organic anion transporter family member 1A6-like
Exons: 14
Coding region: 19-1971 (650 amino acids)
Biological process (GO): transmembrane transport; bile acid and bile salt transport; sodium-independent organic anion transport
Cellular component (GO): membrane
Molecular function (GO): protein binding; bile acid transmembrane transporter activity
Source: RefSeq, a predicted model, not a curated record
UGUUUCUCCAUCAUCCGAAUGUUUUUGUUCGCGUUAACAUGGGCAUAUAUAUCCAAGGCACUAUCAGCAACUUACAUGAAUGCCAUGCUUACCCAGAUAGAGAGACAAUUCAGUAUUUCAACGUCUAUAGUUGGGCUUAUCAAUGGGAGCUUUGAGAUAGGAAACCUUUUGUUGAUUAUAUUUGUGAGUUAUUUUGGAAUAAAACUGCACAGACCUAUCAUGAUUGGUGUUGGAUGUGCAGUUAUGGGCCUGGGGUGUUUCAUAAUAUCACUACCUCAUUUCCUCAUGGGCAGAUAUGAAUAUGAAACAACGAUUUCACCUACAAGCAACUUGUCCUCAAACAGCUUCUUGUGUGUGGAAAACAGAACCCAGAACUUUAAGCCAAGCCAAGACCCAUCAGAGUGUGUGAAAGAAAUGAAAUCAUUGAUGUGGAUAUAUGUACUGGUAGGAAACAUUAUACGUGGAAUGGGUGAAACUCCCAUCAUGCCUUUAGGUAUUUCAUACAUAGAAGACUUUGCCAAAAAAGAAAACUCUCCUUUAUACAUUGGGAUUUUAGAAGUUGGAAAAAUUAUUGGCCCAAUAAUUGGAUUUUUGUUGGGACCUUUCUGUGCAACCAUCUACGUAGACACAGGGUCUGUUAAUACAGAUGACCUGACCAUAACUCCCACUGAUAUACGCUGGGUUGGUGCUUGGUGGAUUGGCUUUUUGGUCUGUGCAGGAGUGAAUUUCCUGGCCAGCAUCCCCUUUUUCUUCUUUCCAAAAACACUUCCAAAGGAAGGAUUACAGGAUAAUGUGGAUGGAAAUGAAAAUGCCAGAGAGGAGAAGCACACAGCAAAGGCCAAGGAGGAAAAAAGGGGAUUCCCUAAAGAUUUCUUUCUUUUCAUGAAGAGCCUCUCCUGCAACCCUAUUUACAUGCUUUGCAUCCUUACUAGUGUGCUUCAGAUAAAUGGAUUUGCCAGUAUUUUUACUUUCAAGCCUAAAUACCUGGAGCAUCAUUAUGGAACAUCCACUGCAAAUGCGAUCUUCCUCAUUGGUCUUCAUACCUCACUUCCAGUAUGUGUUGGAUGUUUAAUUAGUGGUUUCAUUAUGAAGAAGUUCAAGAUUACUCUCAAGAAAGCUGCAUUCAUAGCAUAUUUCCUAUUCAUGUCUGAGUGCCUUCUAUCUCUCUGUAACUUUAUGCUAAGCUGUGAUAGCAUUCCAGUUGCUGGCUUAACUACCUCUUAUGAAGGAAUUCAGCAGUCUUUUGAUAUGGAGAAUAAGUUUCUUGCUGACUGCAACACAAGGUGUAGCUGCUUAACAAAAACAUGGGAUCCAGUGUGUGGGGACAAUGGCAUAGCAUACAUGUCACCUUGCCUUGCAGGCUGUAAAAAGUCUGUUGGAACAGGAAUCAACAUGGUGUUUCAAAAUUGCAGCUGCAUUCGGUCAUCAGGAAACUCAUCUGCAGUCCUGGGACUGUGUAACAAAGGCCCCAACUGUGCUAAGAAGCUGCAGUACUUUUUAAUCAUAACAGUAUUUUGCUCCCUCUUCUACUCCUUAGCACUCAUACCUGGGUACAUGGUUUUUCUGAGGAGUAUGAAGCCUGAAGAGAAGUCACUUGGAGUUGGAUUACAGGCAUUUUGCAUGAGACUAUUUGCUGGCAUUCCGGCACCUAUUUACUUUGGAGCUUUGAUUGACAGAACCUGUUUACAUUGGGGAACUCAGAAAUGUGGUGCACCAGGGGCAUGCAGGACGUAUGAUAUAAAUAGCUUCAGGGGCAUUUACCUUGGAUUGCCUGCAGCUCUAAGAGGAUCAAGCUUUCUUCCUGCAUUCUUCAUCCUAAGACUUAUCAGGAAAUACCCAUUCCCUGGGGACAUGGACUCUUCAGAAACUGAACUUGCAGAGAUGAAGCUCACUGAGAAGGAAAGCGAGUGCACAGAUGUGCACAGAAGUGCUAAGAUCGAGAAGGACAGAGAACUGAAAACUAAGCUGUAA